Messenger RNA from Meloidogyne enterolobii, 291 nucleotides. Lineage: Eukaryota; Metazoa; Nematoda; Chromadorea; Rhabditida; Meloidogynidae. The record is from the annotation of a GenBank genome assembly.
AUGCAUCGUUAUCAACCUCGAUUCCAUUUGGUUGUGCAUGUAGACCAAGCCAGUUCAUUGAACAGAAGAAAAACUUUUGUUUUUAAAGAGACUGCAUUUAUGGCUGUCACUGCUUAUCAAAAUCAUCGCAUUACAGAAUUAAAAAUCGAGAGCAACCCAUUCGCCAAAGGCUUCAGAGAUUGUAGUCUUCUGAUUAACAAUGAUUCUAAUCUAUCAGUUAAAAAUGCUUCUUAUCACGUCAACGCGAGUUUCAGGGAAUCAUUUGGUUGGUUAUCUCCUGAGUCUGCCUAA